This is a messenger RNA of Ceraceosorus guamensis, 2444 nucleotides long. RefSeq names its product terpenoid synthase. Gene Ontology annotation, cellular component: transferase complex. Lineage: Eukaryota; Fungi; Basidiomycota; Exobasidiomycetes; Ceraceosorales; Ceraceosoraceae. The record is from RefSeq and is a predicted model, not a curated record. The transcript is spliced from 3 exons. Gene Ontology annotation, molecular function: prenyltransferase activity. Gene Ontology annotation, biological process: ubiquinone biosynthetic process; isoprenoid biosynthetic process. Bases 299 to 2134 code for a protein of 611 amino acids.
CCUGUGCAUUCGUCAUUCAGGGCAGACUUAUUCUCACUCAUCAUCCUCCCUCGCUUCCUCUCGCUCAGCGGCAAGACGGACGCAAGCAGCACAGCAACUGCUGAACUACAAGAACGAGACGCUCUACUUGUGCUUGGCUUCCGAGAGCCAACGACUACCAGCAAGAGGUUGUUGCGCAUCCCUCACAGAAGCCAGCAGAGUUUCCUUCUUCUUCGGUAGCUGGCGCCGUUCUCCAUCCUCUGCGGUUCGGCACAACGCGUAUCUGCCUCUACUCGCGCUUUGCUGCGCACACUCUGGCAUGUCUGUGCCUAGCAGGCUAGCUAACUCGGCGGCGCACGCCACGAGCGCUGUUCGUCAUGGCCAGUUGAAUGUUUGCAAGGGCGGCAGCGCGCCAUCUACCAGCAGAGCGAUGCUGACGACCGCUGCAGGAGAUCGCAUGUCGAUUAGGAGCCGCUGUGGCUCUUGGGGCACCUGUCGCGAUCGGGCCAGGCCUCUUCUCGUAUCAGCCCGGCGAAGGGAUCAAAGCGGAUGGGCAUCGGUCGUGGACACGGCUAAGAAUCUCGUCUCCAGCAGUCCUUCACCCACUUCUCCCUCCCAAUCACCGCAGACACACGCAACAGGCUCCACCGCCUUUUCUCCUCCGCCGACGAAGACCUCAACGCAUGCUCCAUCCCAGGGCAGUACCUCAUCGAGCAGCGGCGGACCGCGACCGACAUUCCAGGAUCCUUUGGAUCUCGUCAGGCGAGAGCUUUCCUCACUGAGAGCGAACGUUUCCACACUGCUCGGCUCAGGCCAUCCAGCGCUCGAUACGAUAGCAAAGUACUACUUUCAAGCAGAGGGAAAGCACAUUCGUCCACUCAUCGUGCUUCUCAUGGCGAGAGCAACGAAUGGAUUGAGUCCGAAGUGGGGAGAGUUGGUCCUCAAAGCGUACAGCGAACGGAGUAGCUCGCGGUCGCUAUCGGCUGGAGGUGAGGGCGUGGAGAUCGAGCACAGCAUGGGUAUCGAUGAGCCUCUUAGUCCGAGAGAAGUGCUCAACGAUUUCAAUCCGCACAUGGAAAGCGUGGAAGGCGGAGGUGAGGACUGCAGUGCCGCGACAGCCGCACAAUCGCAUCCAGCUCCCUCUUUCGAUGCUCCUCAAGCUCCAGACUCCAAAUCUGAGCUGCACCGGUUGGCAGUCGAGAGCAACACGUCGAUCUUGCCCACCCAGAGGAGGCUAGCAGAGAUCACAGAAAUGAUCCACGUCGCUUCUCUUCUCCACGACGACGUGAUCGAUGCUUCUUCAUUGCGAAGAGGGGAGCCUUCGGCACCGGCGGCGUUUGGCAACAAACUGAGCAUUCUCGGCGGCGACUUUCUGCUCGGUAGGGCAUCAGUAGCCCUAGCUCGGUUGAGGGACAACGAGGUGGUGGAGCUUCUGGCUACCGUCAUCGCGAAUCUGGUGGAAGGUGAGGUCAUGCAGCUGCGAGCACAAGCGCUGGACGACCACGCCAAUGGCGCAGCUCGUCCGUCAAAGAGCGUUUUCAGCACAUUUUGGGAAGGCAAAGCGUCGAGUCAGCCUGCUGCUGCUUCAGCCUCGCAUGGUGGUCCAGGCCCUCAGGUGUUCGAGCACUACUUGCAAAAGACGUAUCUGAAGACCGCCGCGCUCAUCGGCAAGUCGGCUAGAGCCGCCACUAUCCUGGGAGGCUCUGGAGCGGAUGCCGUGAGAGGGUUGGGAGAAGAGGCCGAGAGUAGCGCCAGAGCGGUCAGGGAUGCUGCCUACACCUAUGGAAGGAACGUCGGCAUUGCGUUUCAGCUCGUCGACGAUCUGCUAGACUUCAAAUCCACUUCGUCCGCUUUCGGCAAACCCUCUGGUGGUGCAGAUCUACGACUUGGUCUGGCGACGGCACCGGUUCUGUAUGCGUGGGAAGAGAUGCCCAACGAGGGGAUGGGAGAGAUGGUCAGAAGGAAGUUUGAGGGAGAAGGUGAUGUCGAACGUGCACUGGCCAUUGUGAAUCGCUCGUCAGGUCUGGAACGAACUGCGGAGCUAGCUCGUCAUCAUUGCGCGUUGGCUUCGCAAGCUCUAUCCAUCUUUCCGCCCAGCGAGGCCAGAGAUGCGCUCGAAUCGCUAAAUCAGAGCGUGCUCACAAGGGUGAAGUAGAAGCUGGAUAGAUCAAUCAUUUCAGCGCGAUGCCGCAGCUGUUAAACAUCUAUAGAAAGCUGCGAAUGUCACCCAAUGCGUCGGAACGGAAUUUUCCACCACAAUGCGCAUGAUUUACUGCCACUUGCAGGAGCGGCUUCGGACGAGUGCGCACGACUCGCAACAUCUCUCGACCCUAGAUCGCUACAGAUGGCGGGCGGGGCUGAUGAGCCUCUUCGCUUGCUUGACUGUUCGUGGCCCGGCGGCGACAUGCGCUGCCGAGCAAGACAGACCUUGUGGGCCCUCGAGAUGUUGGAGAAACGUGAGCGGG